This is a messenger RNA of Naegleria fowleri, 414 nucleotides long. RefSeq lists its product as uncharacterized. The transcript has a single exon. Bases 1 to 414 code for a protein of 137 amino acids. NCBI's taxonomy places the organism in Eukaryota, Heterolobosea, Eutetramitea, Acrasida, Naegleriidae. The record is from RefSeq and is a predicted model, not a curated record.
AUGGUAGUAGCCGUGAUGAUGCUCUUGUUUUCCAUUUCGUCAUUUUGUACAGCUCACGAAAGGACUGAAAACAAUUACAACAACAACAACAACCUUGUUUAUACAAUCUAUGCCACUAACUCUACCACACAUCAUAACGUAACAGCCUCUUCUUCUCAGACCGAUUCAGGAACCUCUACGGAACGAGUGGUUUUAGUGUGUUUGUUAUUAUUGGUUGUUUCCGUUCUGUUGGUGGUGAUGGUGUUUGCCAUCUACUAUUGGAUGAAAAAGAGAAGAGAACGAAAGGAGCAAAUGGAAGCCACUCAACAAUUACCACAAUCUCAAGAAAUGAAUAAUCAUCAAAUUGAGCCAUUACAUAAUGGAGGAAGGAAAGAAAAGAAGAAGGGUCAUUUACACUUUGAAGACGAUGUUUAA